AUGAACUCGGACGCCGACCGUGUCCCGAUCACGGUGGUCACGGGAUUUUUGGGAGCUGGCAAAACCACUCUGAUCAACUACAUUCUCAAAGGCAACCACGGCAAAAAGAUUGCAAUUAUUGAGAAUGAAUAUGGAGAGGUGGGAAUUGACGACGCCCUGGUUCUGGAGACCAAGGAGGACAUCUACGAGAUGAACAACGGCUGCCUCUGCUGCACAGUGCGCGGCGACCUGAUCCGCAUCCUCAACAAGCUGCUUCGGCGCCGCAACAAGUUCGAUUACAUCAUGAUUGAGACCACCGGCCUGGCAAACCCCGCGCCUGUUAUCCAGACUGUUUUAAGAGCACUCAGCAACAUGCGCGUGCACGCAUGA
Monoraphidium neglectum is the source of this 369-nucleotide messenger RNA. RefSeq names its product Putative metal chaperone yciC. Gene Ontology annotation, cellular component: cytoplasm. The coding region runs from base 1 to 369 and encodes 122 amino acids. The record is from RefSeq and is a predicted model, not a curated record. NCBI's taxonomy places the organism in Eukaryota, Viridiplantae, Chlorophyta, Chlorophyceae, Sphaeropleales, Selenastraceae. The transcript has 5 exons.